GUAAAGGAUUAAUAGGGUGUUUGAGGCCAUCUGUUCUGCUGAAUGAGGAUGUUUGCGCUCCAGAUCCACAGUGACAGGACAGACAGAUGAAGAGAGUAACCCAGUCGGAGGAGCUGGAGGGGAGGUGGGAUUUAGGAAAGAAAGAAAAAGGGACAAGUUCCUAACAGUAAGGGCUUGGCCAUCAAGGAUGAGACAGAUAUCUUGUACUGAACACUGAAGUACUCCAGAGCAAGAUCUGGAGAUUGACACACGGUACAGAGUGUCCAGUAUCAUUCGUUCCAGCUCACAAAUGGAUUAUUAUCUACAAACACGAACAGGUGCUGUCAGAAAUGCUUAUUGGUCAACAUUAAGAUAUUAGCAUUGUUUUGGUUGUAUGCUUUCUGAAAGAUGAAGUCCAAACAGCUAUCUUCACUCACUGGCCUACUCUUUGUGAUUUGCUGCUGUCAUGGUGGGAAUAUCCUGGUGUGGCCCGAGGAUUGUAGCCACUGGGUGAACAUGAAAGUCAUUUUGAGAAACCUCCACGGCCACAGUCAUAGCCUUACCGUGGUGCGUUCCUCUAAAAGUUGGUAUAUCCAAGACAAUACUUCCCUUUACAGCACCAUCACAGUCGACCCAAUGGAGACCGAAGAUGUGGGCUCUGACUACUUCAUGAAGUUGAUAGAGAGGUCACUGGAGCUGCAGAAGAUGUCGCCUUUCUUCCGUUUCUUGGAACAGCAGAAACAUAUCGCCAAUGUGCUGAAGGUGUUUCACAAUGGAGCACUUCAAAUGAUUUCUGCCGUUUUGGACGAUGCAGAACUUGUCAAACGCUUGCGAGAAGCUAAGUUUGAUCUGCUGCUAACAGAUCCUGCAUUCCCAGCCGGUGUCCUGUUAGCCAAAUUCCUCCAACUCCCCAUGGUUUACAAUGUACGUUGGCUAAAUGCAGGGGAUGCUCACAUGCAAAUUGCACCCUCUCCUCCGUCCUAUGUCCCAUUGUACAAUUCAUUGCUCCACGACCAAAUGAACUUCCUACAGCGGACGGAAAAUGUCCUAUGGUAUCUGAUUAGCGUUUUCAAGGAGCGAUGCAUCAUCGUGCCAAUUUACAGUGAAUUGCUUGAGCGCCAUUUCCCUCCCGGCGCUGAUCUUUUGUCAAUGCAGCAAUCUGCUGACAUUUGGUUGAUGAGAAUGGACUUUGUUUUCGAGUUUCCACGGCCCUCCAUGCCUAACGUGGUCUACAUUGGUGGCUUUCAAUGUCAGCCGCAUCAAGCACUUCCUGCAGAGCUGGAAGAGUUUAUGCAGAGCUCCGGGGAGCAUGGAGUUGUCAUCAUGUCCUUGGGAACAGUAGUCAGCGCUCUUCCUACAGCGAUCACAGAGGCCAUUGCUACAGCUUUUGCUGAGAUCCCUCAGAAAGUCUUGUGGCGGUACCACGGGGAACGACCCUCAACUCUGGGAAACAACACUUUAGUUCAAGAGUGGUUUCCUCAGAAUGAUCUGCUAGGCCAUCCAAAGACUCGUGCGUUUGUCACUCAUGGGGGCACCAAUGGUAUGUACGAAGCUAUUUACCAUGGAGUUCCUGUCUUAGCUUUGCCGCUCCUCUUCGACCAGUUUGACAAUGUUCUGCGACUGCAGGUUCGAGGUGCGGCUCGGGUUCUUCAGGUCGCAACACUUACAUCGCAAGAAUUCCUUGAAGCCCUCAAAGAUGUCCUCGAGAACCCACUGUACCGAAGCAGUGUCCGCAAACUAUCAGAGCUGCACCGCGAUCAACCCUUGACUCCUCUUGAAAGCGCCACUUUUUGGAUCGAGUAUGUUAUCAGACACAAAGGAGCAGCUCACCUUCGUCCAGAGGGGAAUAACUUGCCUUGGUACUCUUAUCAUAGCUUAGAUGUGUUGGCUUUUCUACUGACGUUCAUUGUGAUUGCUCUUUUGACCUCAGUAUAUGUCUGCAAGCUUUUGUGUUGCAGGAAGUCAAUCAAAAAGAGGAAGCUGGAAUGAAUCGAGCUUGAACAUUUGAUAUGUUCUUUUUGAAAAGCUGAUGAAACACUGAAUUAAAUGCAGCAGCCAAAUAUUAUUCUUAUUUUUCAUAUCUAAUUCGGUUACAAAAGAUGUACUGCUAAAGUAAUUCCUGUAGCAUGGUGCUAGCAACACCAAGGUCAUUGGUUCUAUUUCCAGGGAAAGCCUGCACCGAUUAAAUGUAUAUGCAAUGUGAUUUGGUUUGGAUAUAAGUGUCUAUCAAAUGCAUGAAUGUAAUAAUAUGUAAAUGGAAAAUCUCACACUUGGUGAACCUGAGUUUGUUUUAUUA
Molecule: messenger RNA, 2275 nt
Organism: Carassius carassius (crucian carp)
Lineage: Eukaryota; Metazoa; Chordata; Actinopteri; Cypriniformes; Cyprinidae
Product: UDP-glucuronosyltransferase 2B31-like
Exons: 3
Coding region: 388-1968 (526 amino acids)
Molecular function (GO): UDP-glycosyltransferase activity
Source: RefSeq, a predicted model, not a curated record